AUUUUUUCGUUACUUCUUUCGUAUCUUUUUUGUUGCAAAUUGAACAUUUAUUUUAUGUUUAUAGAGUCAAUAAUAGAUGCCUAGGGGUGGGGGAGGUAGAGGAAGAGCGAAAGGAAAAGGUCGAGCUCAGGUACUGGCAGAUGGCCAGUCUCUACAGCCAGCCAGACGGCCGGAUAUAACUCCUAUUCUAGACUCUGAUCACCCGACAGAAAAGGAACCAUCUAGCGAAGAAAAAGGGGCUAAUAAGGUGUCUUCUGAUAGAAGUCUAAUUGCUGUCUCAGGUGCCACAGCAGUUCCUCAAUUAACAGGACAAUUAUCACAACUGACAACAACAUCUUCAGUUGGUUACACAAGGCGCGAGGAAGAACUUCAGUUUCCACGAAGACCAGGUUAUGGCAAGGUUGGUCGAUCAAUCAACCUUCUUGCAAACUUUUUUGCACUCACCCUGCCUCGGAAAGAAUUCAUUUACCAUUACGAUGUCACAAUCCAUCCAGAGACUGUGAAGUCCAUUCAUAGACAAAUCAUGGAAAUUGUUUAUAACAAAUAUUCUGAGAAAGCUUUUGGAAAAGCAAGGCCUGCAUUUGAUGGAAUAAAGAAUUUCUACACGAUAAAGGAUCUUCCUAUUGGCAAAGAUGGAGUGAAACUGGUGGUUACCCUUCCUAAUGAUGAAAAGGACAGACGUUUUACAGUAACCAUCAAGUUUGCAGCAAAAGUGUAUUUGAAAGAAUUAAAAGAUUUCCUGUUUGGUAAGGGUGCUGGAUCACGACCUCAGGACGCUCUAAUGACACUGGAUAUCAUUUUACGGCAUAUCCCAUCGUUUAAAUUUGAGGCAGUUGGUAAAGGGAUAUUUUGCCCACCAAACUCACGAACAGUUGACCUUGGUGAAGGCAUUGAUUUACGUUUUGGAUUUUAUCAAACUGUUCGUCACUCUGAGUGGCAGACUGUGCUGGUUAAUGUUGAUGUUUCAGCAAAAGCAUUUUACAAAGAGCAACCACUUGUCAAUUUUCUUUGUGAAAGUUUGAACAUUGGUGUGCAGGAUCUGGACAAUCCCAGACUGUUUGAAGACAAAAGGAAGUUUUAUCAACUGAAAGAUGCUAUCAUUGGUCUGAGAGUUAAAACAAAUCAUCUUGAAGCAUUGAGAAGAAAGUUUGUCAUUGGUAGAAUAACAAGACCAGCGAAUCAAGCCUCUUUUAAAUGUGAUGGUAAGGAGGUUACCGUCGCUCAAUAUAUGAAAGAGAAAUAUGGCAUCACCUUGAGAUACCCCAAUCUACCAUGUGUGACACGACCAACACAGCAGGCUCAGUUUCCUUUGGAAGUACUCGAUGUUGUACCUUGUGUUCGGAAGAAGAUCACAGAUGAACAGAAGGCAAAGAUGAUUCGACAGACAGCUCGCCCAGCAAAAGAGAGAGAACAUGAUAUCAAAUUAUGGGCGAACCAGUUGGAAGAAAUGAAUCGGGAUUAUCUGAGCGAAGAAUUUGGUAUGAAAAUGAUACCACAGUUGGCCGAUGUUCAAGGCAGGGUGCUUCCAGCCCCGAUACUUGAUGUAGGUGGGAAAAAUAAUCGGCUAACACCUCACGAUGGAUCAUGGGAUAUGAGGAAUAGGGAAUUCUACAGAGGAGUGGUUAUCGACUGCUGGGCGAUUGUUUUAUUCACGAGCGAGAAGGUUUGCCGCGCUGACCAAGUGCGGAAUUUUGCGGGCAACUUUCGGAGUGUUGCAUCACGGGAAGGUGUACGAGUCUCGUCAGACCCAAUAGCAGUGAAGUAUGAGAAACCACAUAAGGUCGAGGAACUGUUGUGUUCUCUGAAGACGGAACAUACGAAGCUGCAAUUACUCUUCUGUGUUCUGCCCGACACGAGGAAAGCUCUGUACGGCGAGAUCAAACGCGUCGCCGACAACGUCAUCGGCGUUGUCACGCAGUGCGUCCAAUCAAAAUUCUUGGUGACACCAAAGCCGCAGGUGAUUUCGAACAUCACGAUGAAGGUCAACGCGAAACUAGGCGGGAUCAAUCACAUCAUAUGCAAAGACGUGCAAGCGGAUGUUUUUAAGGAACCUAUCAUCGUGUUUGGCGCGGACGUUACUCACCCGCAGACAGGGGACAGUAUAUCGCCCUCCAUCGCGGCUGUCGUCGCAAGCAUCAAUCUCCAGGCCAGCUCGUACACCGCCAUUGUCCGCGCACAGGUGACGAAGAAAACGAAGCCGUCGAAAAAGACGGAAACAGUCGAAAUUAUCGACAAUCUAGAUCAAAUCGUCAAGGAACUUCUUGUUCGCUAUUACAAGAAAACGCGAUGCAAGCCAGCGAAGAUUUUGUUCUACAGGGAUGGCGUUAGCGAGGGACAAUUUGAGGCCGUUUAUAUGUACGAACUACGGGCCAUUCAGAAGGCCUGCAUGGAGCUGCCAGGGAAAUACAGACCCGGAAUCACUUUGGUUAUCGUUCAGAAGCGGCAUCACGCACGCUUCUUUUGUGCUGACGCCAAAGACAAGUCUGGAAAGGCUGGAAAUAUUCCUGCAGGAACGACCAUUGAUCGUGGCGUUGUUCAUCCGUACGAGUUUGAUUUCUACCUCUGUAGCCAUUUUGGGAUACAGGGCACUAGUCGACCUACGCAUUAUCACGUGCUUCAUGACGAUAAUAAAUUCAGUGCAGAUCAUCUGCAGCAAGUGACCAAUGAACUGUGCUACACGUUUGCUAGAUGCACGCGAUCCGUUUCCAUUCCCUCGCCAGCUUAUUAUGCUCAUCUGGUCGCCUUCAGAGCGAGGUAUCACAUGCAUACCGAAAAAUUUUACAAUGGAAAAAAACCAAAAUCACAGGAAGAGAUUCUCAGAAUUGUGAAUAAUGACAUUAAAGUGGAAGAAAAACACAGUCAUACAAUGUAUUUUACAUGAAUAAAACAUUUUAAAUGAUUAGGAAUGGAAAUGAGCAGCUCAUUUUUCAAAUGUUGUAAAUAGUUUUUAAAUUCCUGGGAAA
Messenger RNA from Dendronephthya gigantea, 2963 nucleotides. RefSeq names its product protein argonaute-1-like. Lineage: Eukaryota; Metazoa; Cnidaria; Anthozoa; Malacalcyonacea; Nephtheidae. Gene Ontology annotation, molecular function: protein binding; RNA binding. The transcript is spliced from 12 exons. Bases 77 to 2881 code for a protein of 934 amino acids. The record is from RefSeq and is a predicted model, not a curated record.